AUGGGGUCUUCGUUCUCAUGCAUGAAGGAAAAAGAAACCCCCGAGCACAAGGGCAAGCCUGCGGCCUCGAAGAAACAGCCGAGUCCCAAGGCGACCGCUAAAGACACUCCCAAGUCGCCACAGGCAGAGAGCACAUUGAUCUCUGCCGACGAUGUGGCGGCAAAGCGGCAUGAGAGGGAUCUGGCUGCGAACGAUCAAACUGUGCCGGUUACCCGAGAAGAAACCGUCAACAGCCAUGCUGCUCCCCGACGACAGAUGGAUAUUCAGAUCGACUCGGACCUGCCCCAAAAUUUCAAGGUCUGA
Wickerhamiella sorbophila is the source of this 303-nucleotide messenger RNA. RefSeq lists its product as hypothetical. Lineage: Eukaryota; Fungi; Ascomycota; Dipodascomycetes; Dipodascales; Trichomonascaceae. The record is from RefSeq and is a predicted model, not a curated record. The transcript has a single exon. Bases 1 to 303 code for a protein of 100 amino acids.